Ochlerotatus camptorhynchus is the source of this 330-nucleotide messenger RNA. RefSeq names its product nucleophosmin-like. The coding region runs from base 1 to 330 and encodes 109 amino acids. Lineage: Eukaryota; Metazoa; Arthropoda; Insecta; Diptera; Culicidae. The transcript has 3 exons. The record is from RefSeq and is a predicted model, not a curated record.
AUGCAUCAGGAAGAGCCGGCUGAGGAUCCGGGCGAGGAUCAGCCAGCCGAAGAUGAGUUGUCAGUUCAGAAUGAUUCUGAAGCAGCCCCGGGAACUCCGGAGAUCGCAAUAGAUGAGGCGGGAGGUGAGUCUGGAGCAGAAAAUCUGGAUAACGACGAUGGCGAUAACGAUAAUGAUAACGAUAACGAUCUGGACGAGGACGAACAUGAGCAAGCCCCAGGAGGAGGCACUCAUGAAACCGAAGAAGAGGACGAACCGGAAGAGGAAAUAUCUGAAGAAGAUCUGCUGCAGGCUGCGGCCAGAGUGAACAUGACAAGAACCGCGAUGUAA